AUGAUGUUCUUGCUGCUCCUGAUGUUCGGUCUUGUAGUCGGACAGAACGAAGUAGAUAACAAAACGGAAGUAUGCCUCAUGGAGCCUGAUGAGGGCCUCUGCAGAGCUCUUUUGAGAAGAUGGGCAUGGGAUCCAGUGGAAGAGCGCUGCGAACCAUUCUACUACGGCGGUUGCGGAGGUAACGGGAAUAGAUUUGAGACACAACAACAAUGCCUUGAUGAAUGCUGGAACAACCACGUCGACGAAGAGCACAAGAAGAAGCCUGAGCCGAGAUGCAUAAAAUACAUAGUAUAA
Messenger RNA from Necator americanus (New World hookworm), 294 nucleotides. RefSeq lists its product as uncharacterized. Gene Ontology annotation, molecular function: serine-type endopeptidase inhibitor activity. The transcript has 3 exons. The record is from RefSeq and is a predicted model, not a curated record. The coding region runs from base 1 to 294 and encodes 97 amino acids. NCBI's taxonomy places the organism in Eukaryota, Metazoa, Nematoda, Chromadorea, Rhabditida, Ancylostomatidae.